Molecule: messenger RNA, 1230 nt
Organism: Pygoscelis adeliae (Adelie penguin)
Lineage: Eukaryota; Metazoa; Chordata; Aves; Sphenisciformes; Spheniscidae
Gene: PEBP1
Product: phosphatidylethanolamine binding protein 1
Exons: 5
Coding region: 1-534 (177 amino acids)
Biological process (GO): negative regulation of MAPK cascade
Source: RefSeq, a predicted model, not a curated record
AUGGCCAGCUCUCCAGCAGCCAUCACGCACUGGGCUAAGCCGCUGCGGGUCAAGUAUGGCUCCGUGGAGAUAGACGAGCUGGGCAAGGUGCUCACGCCCACUCAGGUCCAGCAUCGCCCCACCAGCAUUGAGUGGGAUGGCUGCGAUCCCCAGAAGCUUUACACCCUGGUUCUCACAGACCCAGAUGCUCCCAGUAGGAAGGACCCAAAGUUCAGGGAGUGGCAUCACUUCCUGGUGACCAACAUGAAAGGCAACAAUGUGGGGAGCGGGACUGUGCUGUCAGAUUACGUCGGCUCCGGACCUCCCAAAGGAACAGGGCUGCACCGCUAUGUGUGGCUGGUGUAUGAGCAGCCGAAGCAGCUGACCUGCAACGAGCCCAUCCUCUCUAACCGCUCUGGUGACAAACGAGGGAAGUUCAAGGUGACUUCUUUCCGCAGCAAGUAUGAGCUGGGGGUGCCGGUGGCUGGCACUUGCUACCAGGCGGAGUGGGACGACUAUGUGCCGAAGCUCUAUGAGCAGCUGUCGGGGAAGUAGGGUGAGGGGACCUGAAGAAGCACUGUGCAGCACCUCCUGCGUGCCUGGAGACCAGGCUGGUCAGAGCAUGUCGCUGUAGUUUUGUUUGAUUAGUGAGUUGAACCCAAUUGUUCCCGCACUGACCGCUGGAACUGUAACCCUGUCGCUGUCCCUGGCCUGAACCUGCUGCUGUGUCGGUGUGGUCCUGACCUGUGCUGUGCUUCGGCUGACUCCCGUAGGUACAGGCGAUCGCUAGCUAGAUGAGCUUCUGACAAGGUGUCCUUGUGAGGGCCACCCCCUCCGGGCUGACCUGCUUAAGGGAAACCAAAGCCUUUGCGAAUUAGUGUCACUUCAGAGUGUCUCUGCUGUGCUGAAAUGGUAUUAUGUGGCAGUGGUGUCGGUACAGAACCACUUCUGGGUUGGUGCUGGCUGUGUAGUCUCCCCUUUCCAGGAGAGGAGAGGGCAGUCUAAGGGAAACUCCCCUUUCUUUUUAUUUUUACCCUCAAGUAUUUGGCCAGCGCCUCCACUUCAGUGACGUGAACCACUAAAGUAGCGAAGGGAUAGCUGGUAGGAGGCAGGGAAGCUGGUUUAUAGCACUACCUUCUGUUCUCUGUUGCCACGCAAAGCUGAGAGACCACUUCAUUUUGUUCAAGUUCUGUUGUGACCUGAUGUUAAUGUGCUGUUUGCUCACAGUGCCAUUAAAAACUUAACCAAGGU